Trifolium pratense (red clover) is the source of this 2145-nucleotide messenger RNA. RefSeq lists its product as uncharacterized. NCBI's taxonomy places the organism in Eukaryota, Viridiplantae, Streptophyta, Magnoliopsida, Fabales, Fabaceae. The record is from RefSeq and is a predicted model, not a curated record. The coding region runs from base 1 to 2145 and encodes 714 amino acids. The transcript is spliced from 2 exons.
AUGUCUCAAUCUUCCGGUUCCGCUCAGAUCAAAAACAAAAUUGCUGAUACUGUGAAAACAAGAUCAAAAUCUAAGAAGGAAGGAUCAACUGUUGUGGUCGAUGCGAUGCCCAUAUCAAGUAUCCCUGCAACUAGUUCUAAGAAGAAGAAAUCUGCAAAAUCCACUAAGAAAGUAAGUGAAUCGUCUCCUUCAAUUUCUAUUAAGUCUGUUACUAUUAAGUCUAAGAAGAAGAAACCCCAAUCUCCUGUAAAAAUGGGUUUGAGCAUGUCUGAUCUAUACUUGAGUAAGAAUCCUUCUGAAAUUGCGAAUGUGGAAUCGCAUGAUGUUGCCUCCGGCAAAAAUGCGAAUGUUGAAUCGUCUAAUAAAGUUAAUGAAGAAAGUGUUAAGUCUGUGUCUGAAAAGGUGAAUCAAGAAACCCCCUCUGCUAAGGAAAACCCUAGUUUUGUUGAAACCCUAGGAAAAACCCAAAAUGUUGCUGAGAAUGUUUGUGUGACCAAUAAUCCUAGUGGUCCUGAGAAUAUGGCAGUUCCCACGAAUGUCAUAACUGAUGUUGCUGAAAAAUCCCAAGAAAAGGCUGUUGUAACCGAUGCUCCAACCGGUGUUGAGCCAUCCUCUAUACCAACUGAUGCUGAGAAGGAUGUUGAAGCAUCCAAAGGUGGAUCUAGCCCACAUGCUAACACUGCCACUGGGUCGUUUGGCAGUGGAUCUAAUACUGAAGCUUCCACUGAAGAGGAAGUAAACAAAGAAAGUACUCCUGAACAUGUGGCUGAUUCUGAGCCAGAAAAUGAAGCUGGUGAGGAUUCUGAGAAAGCCACCAAUGAAGAACAGGACAUAGUGGAUGUUGAUGAAGUCCCCUCUGAAGAAGAUCUGCAACCUCCACCUACUCAGAAAGGAAUUGGGAGAAGACUGAGAAGCAGGACCACUACACCUGCACCUGCUGUUACCACUACCCCUGUUGUCACCAAGAAAACAAAGGACAAUACUCUGAAGCCUGUCAAGUAUGGUCCUAAGAAAGGAUGGAGCAAGCCUAUACCUCCUCCUGAAAAGAAAAAGGGUGUGCUGAAAAGGAAGAGUGCACCAUCAAGUGACUCUGAUUUUGAAGCUGAAAAGGAUGACUCAAGCAUCAAGCCUCCUGCUAAGAAGGCUAUGUCUGCUAAGAAGGCCAUGUCUCAAGCUGUUGCUCCUGACACUGAAGAUUUCCCUUGUGACAAUGUCUCAUUUCAUCUCCCAUCUUAUGCUCAACGAUGGGGAAUAAUAUGCAGAAGAAGAUUGGCUUUGGAGAGGGAACUAGGCAAGGAUAUUCUAGAGUGUGAAGAGAUUGUAAGCUUGAUCAAUGAUGCUGGUUUGAUCAAAACUGUGUGGGGCUUAGGCUCUUGCUAUGAGAAGCUGGUUAGGGAGUUUGUUGUCAACAUUCCUAUAGGUUGUGACAAUCCCUUGGACAAAGAAUAUCAGAAGGUAUAUGUUCGAGGAAAAUGUGUGACAUUCUCUCCAAGUGUGAUCAACAAGGUGCUGGGUAAUGCUGAUGAUUCUCACCCUGACAUAGAGGUAUCUGACAAUGUGGUCUGCAAAACUAUCACAGCUGAAAAGGUGAAAACCUGGCCCAAGAAGGAGAAGGUACCUGCAGUCAAGCUAACCCAAAAGUAUGCCAUCUUGAAUCGUAUUGCAUCUGUCAACUGGGUUCCUACUACACAUGCAUCUGAUAUUGCUACAAAUCUGGUUGUGCAGCAUGCUAAGACCUCUGUCACCAAGCAACCCAUUGCAUUUCCAACUUUGAUCUGUGACAUCAUCUUGUCCCAACAUCCUAAUAUAAGGCAUGAGGGUGAGUCUGCUAAGAAAAGGGCAACUCCUCUGGCCAUUCAUCAGAAGCUGUACAGUAAACAGCAUGCUCCAGAUAUUGUUGGACCAUCAAAUGCUGCUGCUGACACUCCUAUGACAAGGAAGGAGAUGAUUGCUAUGCUGGAAGCAAACUGUAAGGAGCUAGAUGAAAAGAAGUUGCAGUUUGAAAGGAUGAUACAUGCUCUCAGGGUUGAAGAGGCUGCAGCUCAAGCAGCUGAUGCAGGUGAUGAUGGUACUAGUGGUGAAGAAGAAGCUGACUCAGAUGCUGAAGGAGAAGAAAGUGAUUCCUCCCCAAGUGCUUCUGUGUAA